GCGCGUUACAAACAGUCGUAGAAAGAACAUCAUCACGAUAUCAUCAUUAUUCUUCGGAAAAUUAGAAAAAAAUUUUAAACAUAUAUCCUAUGUAAAAUUCUAUAAAGGAAACAUUUCGAAUAUGUGAACAUCAAAUGAAAAUCAUCAUGCAGUGAAAGUGACAAUCAAUCGGUCUGUGAUUGGUAAACAAAUUAAAAAUCGUUACUCAAACGGAAAAGUGCCGUGUUUAAUGGUAGAGUGGUAUCACUGCAAUGUGAUACCACAAGAAAAACAUCACCACGGAAAAGAACAAGAAAGACGAAAAGCGACCAAAACGAACAAGAAUAUCCGACAUGAGGUGGGUUGACAUCCGAGGUUUGAAGUGCGCGACAGCACUCCGAAACGGAGUAAAAGUGGCAAUGUACGAAAGUAGCUGCUCCUACGCUGGAGCUCUGGAAUUGAAACGAAGUGCUUUAAAAGAAGACCCCUGGCCAACUGCAGAAUGGCCGCCUUAUCGUUUACAUCAAUCUACCUUCGAGCAACUGAAACAAAGUGUAGAAAAAGCCAAGGCCGCUCUACAGGACAGAUCAGGAUUACUCGGCACAGCUACAGCGUUUGGAGACUUUUAUGGAGGCCAAUUGGGACAGGACACAACAACUACGAACCAUGGCUUUGGAAGAUCCAGAACAGAUGAAUCUAUAAUAGCUUCAAUAGAGAAAAAUAAGAGUUUAGGUUCAGAGAAAUUAUCAGGUGGACUAUCAAAAGGCUACUCUUCCUCUGCUAAUCUGACAGAUACUCUUAGAGGAACUAAGUGUUCAGAUGCGUCUUACAAAAGUACCUGGUCUACACAUGCAACGUCACAGGGUUCGCAAGGUUAUGGCAGCAAUUCCUUAUCUGCUAUGUCAAAAUCCACAUUAGAUGCGCACACGCAUCUUCGUCAGCCAGACCCCUAUCAAAUGUUUGGACCGACUAGCAGCCGUCUAGCGAAUUCAGGAUCUGGCCAGAUUCAGUUGUGGCAGUUUCUUCUGGAACUGCUCAGCGAUUCAAGCAACGCGGGCUGCAUCACCUGGGAAGGAACCAACGGAGAGUUCAAACUCACGGACCCCGACGAGGUGGCCCGUCGUUGGGGCGAACGGAAAUCCAAGCCAAAUAUGAACUACGAUAAGCUUAGUAGGGCUCUGAGAUACUACUAUGACAAGAAUAUAAUGACAAAGGUGCAUGGUAAACGAUAUGCGUACAAGUUCGAUUUCCAAGGACUGGCUGCGGCCACCCAACCAGCUGCUAGUGAUCCCGCUUAUAAGUACCAGAGUGAUCUCUUCAUGAGCUCAUACCAUCACUCCGCGAAGCUGUCGUCCUUCAUGGCACCCCACGCUGCCAUGCCGACAUCCACAGCGUCAAUAUUCCCGUCAGCGUCAUGGAGUAAUUGGGGUGGUGGUGGCGGCAACCUUUACUCACCACAUUCGAUGGCACCACCCCACGUCACCUCACACCUAGGCUCCUAUCCUCACUACGCAUGACCGACCUAUUGACUCACCACGACAACACAUUAUGUCCACAUAACAUCUCCAUUUUGGAACAUGUAACCUAUUCCUUUGUUUAUUUAUUUGAAAUUUAUCACAACAGCUGACCAUUAAAUCUGUAAUCGCAAAUAAAAAUCUUACAAUGAUUACUCCUAACACCAUAAUGUGAACAGUUAGAUAUUAGUCAUGUAUAUGUUUUAUUUUAUUUUAAGGAAUCAUGUUUAAAGCAUCACAACUAUAUCAUGUUAGAAUUCGACGAGAAAAUUGUUUAUAUUUAGUUAGAUAUUAUUUAUUUAAUUAAUUUAUUAUAAAGUAAUUUAUCGCUCCGAAGACGCGUGCAGUCGCCCUAGUCUUUUAUCAAACGUUGUAAAUAAUAGAUACUCAUUAAUUAAGUAGAAUUAUAUUAUUUAUUUAGGGUAUGAAUUAUUACAUUUUUAUUCAUCGUGUAACCCUUUUUAAUAUGAAGAAAUGUUAGAAUCAUCUUUUGAUAAAUGUAAAACAAUUUUACUAUUAAAAUACUAGUGCUACAAAAUGCAAAGUAUAUCAUAAAUAAUAACAUAAUAUUACUAAAGCUAUUAAUCAUAAACGAUACCAAAAAUUACAUAGUUAAAUUCAGGUCUGUCAAAACAAAAAGUUUUUAAUCAACCGACAGAUUAUCUUACUCUUGUAGAUUAAACAAAACUUCAUCAAAACGAUCUUUAGGCUGUCAUAAAAAGACGUGAUAGUUCCAGUAUUAACCUGUAUAAAAUAAGCUUAGUGUAAACCAAAAAAAAAAAAAUUAAAUGAAGAAAAAAGUUAAAAAACAUUAAAAUUAAAUGUAUUUUCCUUAUAGAGAGUAGAAAUAAAAUGUGCCAUUCCAAUUUUAUUCAGAAAACUUAAGACAUUUUAGAUGUUUCGUAAUUUAUAAAAUCAAUAAAUUCUAAUUGACUAUCGAUGUUCUAAUUUUAAAAUUUAUUUUCGUUUCUAGAAUCAUAAUCAUUUCGUAAUGUCGUAUUUUUUUUUACACUCUUAAAUUAACCAGUAGUGAUUUAAAUAUAAAAAAAAUAUGUACUGAUUCAUCAUUUAUUACAAGCAGGUAACAUACCGACGUUUUUUAUUAAACAUAAUAGAUUUUUGAAAAAUAUUUAGACCAGAACAGCUUAAUAUGGUAGUUCAUUGCAAACGAUGAUCAAUACAUCAUGUAUCUAAAAUUUUAGCGAAUUCCUUCAUUCUUAGCGAUACCCUUAGAACUAGUCUGCCUUGUCUAAAAACACAGACAGUAUCAACGACAUAUUAGCAAGUAUUCACCUGAUAUAGGCAUUCGUAACGAGGUCUUUUUAUGAGAAAAACUGUUGGAACCACAUUUAAUAAGUUGAGGAUGCGAACUAUAAGGUUAUAAAACAGAACUCGUAGACAACCCUAACAUACCAUUUUCGCUGAAAUGUAAAUACAGUAGUUACUAUUAAAAGUGCAAUCGUACUAAUACACUUUAAAUUGUAGGAAAUAUAUUAAUCAAUCGAACGUUAGUUCUCUUGUAUAUUUUAAAUUACCAUUUUUUUUUUAAUUUAUAUUAUUAUUAUAAUUAUUAUAAAUUAAAAAUAUCUCACCCCAAGUACUUUUAUUUGUACCAAAUAUUACAAAAUGUCGGAUACAUAAAUGACAUAUUUUAUAUUUUAAGAAAUUAUUUUUUAUUUAUACGUAUUAUAUAAUUUUAUCGAUAUCGGUGACCGCUUUCAGCUCUAAGCAUCGAGCCUGCUCCAAAGUGAGACAUUAUUACUCCUUUCAAAAUUAAUAUAAUUAUGUAUAAUACGAACAGUUACCAUUUAUAAUUUAAUAAAUAAAUAAUACAGUCAAUAUCAUAAUGUUAUAAUAUCAUUAAAGUAUAUAUAUAUAUAUAAUUUAUUUAAUUCUAUUAAUUUAUUGUGAUCUUAAUUUUUUAAUUAUUUAUUGCAUGUGUCGAGAUAUUAAAUCCAUUAGACGUAGAGUACAAUUGUAUAGAUGUUAUUGUAUUUGAAAAUGAAUAAAACAUGUGAAAUGUC
This is a messenger RNA of Danaus plexippus (monarch butterfly), 3517 nucleotides long. RefSeq names its product DNA-binding protein D-ETS-3 (gene Ets65A). Gene Ontology annotation, molecular function: sequence-specific DNA binding; DNA-binding transcription factor activity, RNA polymerase II-specific. Lineage: Eukaryota; Metazoa; Arthropoda; Insecta; Lepidoptera; Nymphalidae. The record is from RefSeq and is a predicted model, not a curated record. Gene Ontology annotation, cellular component: nucleus. The transcript has 9 exons. Gene Ontology annotation, biological process: cell differentiation; regulation of transcription by RNA polymerase II. Bases 333 to 1496 code for a protein of 387 amino acids.